CGUAAUCGUUCUAGCUACAGCGCUUGUUGUUCGUAGUGAACGCUUUAGGCACUAAGCCUUGCCAUGGCAUUUGUGCCGUUCUUGUAUUAAGCGCUGCGUUUUUAUUGACUCUAAAACAUUAAAUAAUAAUAAAACUAGUGUUUAAUAGUAAUCAGUGAAGAUGGCCACAUCGAAAACCACAAACACUUAUAAUCGUCAAAACUGGGAAGAUUCCGACUUUCCUAUUCUUUGCCAAACAUGUUUGGGCGACAAUCCCUACAUCCGUAUGACCAAAGAAAAGUUCGGCAAAGAAUGCAAGAUUUGCGCGCGACCUUUCACUGUCUUCCGCUGGUGUCCAGGCGCGCGAAUGCGUUUUAAGAAAACUGAGGUAUGUCAAACCUGCAGCAAAUUGAAGAAUGUUUGUCAAACAUGUCUGCUCGAUCUUGAGUAUGGUUUACCCAUACAAGUGCGUGAUGCAGCACUCAAAAUGAAAGACGACGUUCCAAAAAGUGAUGUUAACAAAGAAUAUUACAUCCAAAACAUGGAGAAUGAAUUGGAAAAGGGAGAUGCUGGCAUGCUUUCAGGUAGUAAAAUUAAUGAACCCAAUGAGGUUCUCAUGCGAUUAGCGCGCACGGCGCCAUAUUACAAGCGGAACAGGCCGCAUGUGUGUUCGUUCUGGGUAAAGGGUGAGUGUCGGCGUGGAGAAGAAUGUCCAUACAGACAUGAAAAACCAACUGAUCCUGAUGAUCCACUGGCUGAUCAAAAUAUUAGAGAUAGGUACUAUGGUGUGAAUGAUCCAGUGGCAGAUAAACUUCUGAAACGAGCGGCGGCCAUGCCUGCACUACCGCCGCCAGAUGAUAGGUCAAUUACAACUUUGUAUAUUGGUAAUAUUGGUAAUCUCACUGAACAGGAUCUCAGGGAUCACUUCUAUCAAUAUGGCGAGAUACGUUCACUCAGCGUAGUAGCAAAGCAACAAUGCGCAUUUGUCCAGUUCACCACUCGCCCUGCAGCAGAAAACGCCGCUGAGAAAACGUUCAACAAGUUAAUUCUAGGCGGUCGUCGUCUAACGAUCAAAUGGGGUCGAUCUCAAGGUCGUUCUGGUGCACCAGUCGCGGUUCAGAACUUGGAAAUGUUUGAUCCGGUGCCUGGUUUGCCUGGGGCGUUGCCAGAGUUGAGUAAUAAUUUCUUCAACCUGGAACCCGGGCAUAUUCCGUUGCCCAACAUGCCACCGCCGCCUUCUUUGCUUGUUCCGCCAAUGUAUCCGCCGCCACCACUGCCGCAGUUCUACUUUAACCCACCGAGACUGCCAACGUUCCCGCCGCCGGAUAUUAAUACAGUUCGGCCAUCGACUAGUACUGCAACUAGUGCGGAUGCACCAGGUCCAGGAGGUAACAAAAUCGUGCAUUACCCUAGUCAGGAUCCGGCACGGUUAGGCGCGACGCAACUGCACGCAGAUUGUCAGGAGUAAGCCUUUCACAGAAAUAGUAUGUAGGAAGUGCAAGUAAUAAUUUUUGAAACUUUCCAGCGCAUUCUUAUAAAAUAAUUAAGUUAAUUGAUUUAUGUUUAUGUAAAUGACGAGUGAACAAAAGGUAAUCACUCAAGAUA
This is a messenger RNA of Dalotia coriaria, 1584 nucleotides long. RefSeq names its product pre-mRNA-splicing factor RBM22. The transcript is spliced from 3 exons. Lineage: Eukaryota; Metazoa; Arthropoda; Insecta; Coleoptera; Staphylinidae. Gene Ontology annotation, cellular component: Prp19 complex; U2-type catalytic step 1 spliceosome; U2-type catalytic step 2 spliceosome. The coding region runs from base 161 to 1447 and encodes 428 amino acids. The record is from RefSeq and is a predicted model, not a curated record. Gene Ontology annotation, molecular function: metal ion binding; U6 snRNA binding; pre-mRNA binding.